Messenger RNA from Diaporthe amygdali, 849 nucleotides. RefSeq names its product glutathione S-transferase I. The coding region runs from base 1 to 849 and encodes 282 amino acids. The record is from RefSeq and is a predicted model, not a curated record. The transcript is spliced from 5 exons. NCBI's taxonomy places the organism in Eukaryota, Fungi, Ascomycota, Sordariomycetes, Diaporthales, Diaporthaceae.
AUGGCGGAACAACCGAAGAUCACGCUUCACUGGCUCAAUGGUUCCCGAGCCAACUCUAUACUUUGGCUUCUGGAGGAGCUUCAAAUCUCGUACGAUGUCCAAGUGUACCAUCGGCAGCCCAACAUGCUUGCACCUCCUGAGCUCGAAAAGGUCCACCCCCUUGGGAAGUCCCCUGUCGUGACUGUUACGGCGCCAGGUUCAUCAGAACCGGUGGUCCUGGCCGAGUCUGGAUUCAUUUUUCAGUACCUAUGCGACCACUUUGCUCAGGGCAAGACACUUGUUCCGAAGCGGUGGAAGGACGGACAGGAGGGGAAGGUGCUUGGGGAGACGGAGGCUUGGAUGCGCUACUCGUACCUCCUUCACUACUCAGAGGGAUCAUUUAUGCCAAACUUGGUGAUGUACCUGGUUUUGUCUGCCCUCAAGUCUAACCAGGUUCCUUUCUUCGUUCGGCCCAUCUCCUCAGCCAUUGCCAACCGUAUCAUUGCGAUGAUGGUAUUUCCCAACGUCAAGAGGCACCUGGCAUUCCUGGAGAAGCAGCUGGAGACUUCAGGCGGGGACUUUCUCACAGGACCGGACCUGACAGCAGCCGAUAUUAUCAUGAGCUACCCGCUGCUUGCAGGCCAGUCGGGCUUCGAUGGCAUGGGCAAGUUUGCGAAGGGCACAGCCAAGGAGACCUUCCCCAAGGUGUAUGCAUACAUGGACCGACUAGAGUCCCAGGCUGGAUGGCAGAAGGCUGUUCAGAAAACCAAGGAUAUCGAUGGCGCCGAGGAGGGGAGGGGUGAGAACAUCGAGAAUCUGACCGUCUCUGCGUCUGGAGUGAAAUGUGCUGUAGAGAGCUGCAGGCUGUGA